AUGGAUCUGCCGGGAACGUCGAACGAUCUCGUUCUACCUCUCUCCGCCUACUAUUCGGCGCCGACCUCCCCUCCGAUGACAUCGCCACCAAUUUCACUUCUACCGACACUCACUGCUCUCUACCCCCACCUCCUUCAACUGCCAAACUUCAAAACAUCGGAUCACCUUAUUAAAUCAGACAUGAGCGCUUUCAAGUUGGUUCUUUAAACUGUUCGAGAAAUACAUAGAAUAGAAAUGAGCAUUUUUUCCAGAGCUUCAAAAUCAUAAUAUUUAUUUUUCAGAGAAGUGAACGAUCUUCGAACGACAGUCAACAUGAUACUGCCAAUGCUACCUUUGUACCCGCCGCUAACAAACCAAUUAGGGUCGGGAUUUGCCACGCAGCCUGUGACCUUACAAACUGUUUUACAACAAAGUCUGUUGCGCAACAAGCGGCCUGCAGCUCAAACACCAACCGUUCCACAGCCAGAGUGCCCGGUUUCAAUGCGGACAGUUCUUAACAAUCGUGAGUUUGAUUCAUUCCCCUGGUGCACCCCUCUGUCUUUUAUUAUCAUGAGUCUUAUCGUUGGCGCCGCGCUGGUCCUUUUCCGAUUGAAACAAUUCGGCGGCGGCGCUAUCUUUCUCUUCUCUUGGAAUGUUCCUCGGAGUGUUCUAGGCCCGUGGCACCGACCACGCAAUCUUUACAUUAUUAGUGGUUUCGAAGUGCGUCGAGUGACAGCAGUUGAUAUGUUGAUAAGACUUUGGAGCAGUAGAAGAGCACAUAGGCAGGAACACUGACGGCACUUCUGUGUCGAUGGUGAGCUAGCUUGAGAUAGGGCGCGAGUCCGUGAGGUGUGCACGUUUCACUCGCAAAGACCAACUGUUGACCUGAUGAAAAAGAGUGAGAAGGAGCUGGUGGACGGAUAGAAAUAGAAUAGGAAAGCGCCACUUGUUUCGAGCAUGCAAAAGAUACAUCCAUUAUCCGAUCGGAAGUGUAAAUCUUCCAGCCUCCUUUUUGCUGAACCAAUGGAUGUUCUCGCCGUCGAUGAAAGUCGCUUCCCCGACGCUGCCGACAGGAAAUUUGCCGGCGGCAGUUGGCGAGACACAAGUUGCAAGCGUAGAAGACCCCCAGGUCAAAUGGAGCAGCCCAUCCAGCGUGGAUAGUAACGGACAGAAGACUGACAGUUCUGCAGGUGAGUGAGAAAUACAGAUUGAUGCGAUCUGCAGCGGCGGCGGCGAACAUUCGAGACGGAGAGCGAAUGCACUAAUAUGAUAGUGCACGAUCGCGGCGCGAACUCUGCAAAACCGGCGACGAAUUGUACUCUGAUCGUGAAUCGCGGCGCUAUCUCACGUGAUCUGGGAACUCGAAAUUUCUGUCAAUCGACCGCUGGCACUGCUACUUUCGACAGAUAGUAAUUAAUAACAGAAGCGGAGGAAUGACACCGGUAGUGCCCUUUCUCAUCUAUCUAUCCCUUUCCGAUGGUUUGCAAAAUAGAACAGAACAGAACAUUUUGAAGAGGAGAGAAAUUGAUAAGUUCCGAUAUCUCUCCGCUUUUUUUUCUUCUCAUUUUCGUUACAUUCAUUCCAGUCCGUCGUUCAAGAAUGGGGGCGGCUAUCCAUCAUUAGAAUGUGAUUCAGAUAUGGAGGCCGAAGCAGUCACGCGCCAUGCACUUCUAUGUGAAUAACUAGCAAUUUCAAUAAAAGAGAGCGCGCAAGAAUUCAUUAUCCGGUGCCGGCUCGUUCCAGCAAGCACGACGCCCUCGAAUGCACGCGCGCGUUGGCAUUCUGUUCUCUCGUGCCCGCUAUUUCCGCUGCUUCAGGAAGCAGUGUGAUUCGAUUAGAGUGUACAUGGCGCGGCUGCUGCUGAAAAAGUGCAAAACGCGGACACCGCUCGCAGCUCGCAAAGUUUGGCCGGCCGGCGGUCGUUACGAAAAGAUCAACAGAGUUCAGAACGGGGGGGACCCAAACUUCCGCCAGAUGCGCGCCAAUCUCGUGAUGCACUUUUCAUGUUCCUCUACUUUGCAGCAUCCGCCGGUGAGACACAGAACAUCGAUAUCAUCGGCGACGGCAGCGAAUCACCGACCUCCUCGACACACAGCACACAGGUAAAGAGGAAACGAGCGGAGUUGGCACACUUCCAACAAAAUUUUUUCGGCCGUUCUAUUUACACUGCAAUCAGAGCAGAGCAGCCAAGAGUUUGUUUGCGCAGUUGAAUUUUCGUCACUUCUUUUUCACUCGGAGCGCUUUGUUCCAAACACACAGUCCAGCGUAUGUGAGAUUGAACGCUACGCUCUGCCGCCCGACGCCACAGACAAUUUUCUUUUUUGUUGUUUGAUCAUACGUAGUCAAGUAGCGGCAGCGAGCUCGGCAGAAAAAGAGGGGUUGAAAUUGAAAGUUUGAUUUCGCUUGAGUCAUAAAACGCAAGACGCACUGAUAAGAAGAACGACGACGUAUUCUUUAGCGCGUGCGCCAAAAAGAAUACGGUCACAAUAUGACGCAACAUAAAAUUCAAUUGUAUAACUGACAUUUUAGGAAAUCUCAAUGAUCCACCCAACACUGGCCAAUGUCCUAAAGGAGUCGAACUUCCUCUUCAACACAUCCCCGUUGAAUGAGUCAGCUCCAAUCAGAAUAAUUCCGCCAUCCAAUGGAGUCAACGGAAAAGCCGGAGUUGGAGGACCUGACAGGAAGCCAAGGGUAAACAGUUUUUGACAUCAAACGGCUCAUUGACCAUUAUAAUUUAGAAACCAGUGAAUGACGACAUUGUCAAGAUUGUUCGCAACCAAGAUCUGAGUGAGAAGAACAUUGCCACUUUCGAAAUUCCAGUUCCAAAAGCUAUUGAAUCAGAUCCAGGUAUUAAGAUUGAUCUGAUGGAGCAACCUUCACUUUAUUCUUUCCAGCUUUCCGACCAGUAUCCGAGGCACAGAUCAUUCAGCAGAUCAUUCAAGGAAAGAAGUACGAGGAGAUGGAAGUUGGAGAGUGCAUGAUUCAACUGUGCAAAAAGCUGGCUGAGAAAAGAGUCUUCGGACCACGGCUCAUGUCCCAGACCACUGUCGCCGGACUCAACCACUCCAACUACUCGAACCUUCCAAUCAAGGGAAUCUGCUACAUUCAACGUACGACGAUCAUCAAUCAGACUUAUGACAACAUGUUUUUUCUUUUCAGAUGUCUGCAGAAAAGUUCUACGAGACAAGUUCGAGCACGAGGAAGAUUUCUGGGAUAAGUUCCGGGAGGCAAUGCGCAAGCUAGCUGCCCGUUGCCGCAGAGUUCGACACGCCAAGAAGACGAAGCAUAACAGGGAAGAAGCUCAGGCGGAGAUGUUGAGCAAACGGUACUUGUAACAGUCGAAAUUUAUAUGCUUAUCUUUGUAGUUUCAGCUAUGGAGAGGAUAUUUUCAUUGGUCAGAACGGAUUGAUCCGGCCAAAGCUCGAGCCUUCAGAGUCGGUCACUCCAACCAGUGAUGUCAACAGCUUGAAUCUCGGACAGCUGAGCACUCUCAUCACUCAACUUCAGGUGGGAAAUAGUUGAUAAUGAAACCAAUGAAGUUAUCGUUUCCAGAGAUUUCAGCGAAAAUCGCCGAUUGACAUCGAAGCUGGCAUGCAGCCGCACGAGAUGAAUACGCUGACCAAUUUCAUGAACUUUCUCUCCCGCCAGAACAAAUCAGCAUCGCCUCCACCAUCCCAGUAA
Caenorhabditis sp. 36 PRJEB53466 is the source of this 3660-nucleotide messenger RNA. Lineage: Eukaryota; Metazoa; Nematoda; Chromadorea; Rhabditida; Rhabditidae. The record is from the annotation of a GenBank genome assembly.